Hippoglossus stenolepis (Pacific halibut) is the source of this 9592-nucleotide messenger RNA. It is a transcript of the gene kcnma1a, whose product is annotated as potassium large conductance calcium-activated channel, subfamily M, alpha member 1a. Lineage: Eukaryota; Metazoa; Chordata; Actinopteri; Pleuronectiformes; Pleuronectidae. Gene Ontology annotation, biological process: potassium ion transport; transmembrane transport. Gene Ontology annotation, molecular function: large conductance calcium-activated potassium channel activity. The record is from RefSeq and is a predicted model, not a curated record. The coding region runs from base 887 to 5131 and encodes 1414 amino acids. The transcript has 33 exons. Gene Ontology annotation, cellular component: postsynaptic membrane.
CUCUCUCUCUCUCUCUGGAGCGGAUCUGACAGGCGCGCGCUCCGCUGGCCGCUCCGUGCCACCGCUGCAGCUGCAGGGGACCGAAUGGAGACAAGCGCCCGAGCCCAGCCACCGCUUCGUCUUUACGCAGAGCCGACGGCGACGCACGGCCGCAAGACCAUGUAGUGUUCGUCCGCGCGGCGACAGAGACACAGCGAUUCUAUUUCUUGUUUUGGUAUUUUUUAUCGGCGGAGCUUCCAAGUUCACCUUUCUCGAAUUUCGCGUUGUCCCCCCCCCCCCAAAACCCCCGUCCACGGUCGAUUGACGCGUGGAGAAAGUGGAAUCGAUUCGCGCACCGCCCGCUCAUCGACAGGAGCCCUGAAUGGAAGACGGCUAGAGGGGUCGCCACGCCGAGGAACAGGCUGUGACAUUUUCCCCUUCUUCUUCUUCUUCUUCUUCCCUUUUCUCCUCCAGUGUCCUUGUGCGUUUUUGUCGUCAUCCGAAAAAACUAAACAACAAGACAAAUCUGUGGCAGCGUCGACGGCCGCAGACGACGCCGCCGUCUGUGCCAUGGCUGUUGGCGUGAAGGAGCCAGAAACCCCCUCAGAAUGAGACGCGCAACAACACUCGUCGUUAUUGCGGAUUUAAAUGCCUCCAACCGUGGGACCUGCUGAUCUGCUCCGGUCCGCGUGUGCGCUGCCUCCUCCUGAUAAUAAUAAUAAUAAUCAUAAUAAACAAUUCACAGGUUGCUGAGACACACACGGACUCCAUCGGGUGGGUGAACACAAUCUACAGCGAGGACAGGGAGAGUGGGGCUUUUUUUUAGUUUUUUUUUUUACCCAAGCAAUAUGGCUGGUGAGUGGGGCUGGGGACGCUGGCACAGGCUCUCCUCCUCCAAGGCUCCUAAAUGCUAGCGGAGGCAGAUGGCCCCGUCCCCCAUGGAAGCGACAGCUCUAUGAGGACAAGCAAUAUCAAUAGUAAUAUUCUGAACCGGGACUCCUCGAUCCUAAUCUCCAAGAUGGUAGACGUUGUCAUCCCGUUCUCGUCCGAGGUGCCCUGCGACAAUAAUGGCCAGCGCAUGUGGUGGGCAUUCCUCGCGUCCUCCAUGGUGACGUUCUUCGGGGGGCUCUUCAUCAUCCUGCUGUGGAGGACCCUCAAGUACAUGUGGACUGUUUGCUGCCACUGCAACGUCAAACACAAGGAGGCUCAGAAGGUGAUCAACCAUCAGGCAGCAGACAAGGGUCUAAAGGGCACUGAUGAGAAGGAGGAGGUACCUAUCAGCGAGGUGGGAUGGAUGACUUCGGUCAAAGACUGGGCCGGCGUCAUGAUCUCGGCUCAGACGCUCACUGGCAGAGUCCUGGUGGUGUUAGUCUUUGCACUCAGCAUUGGGGCCCUUGGAAUAUACUUUAUAGACUCUUCAGAUCCUAUAGAAUCCUGCCAGAACUUCUACAAAGACUUCACGUUGCAGAUCGAUAUGGCCUUUAAUGUCUUCUUCCUCCUUUACUUUGGCCUGCGGUUCAUAGCAGCCAACGAUAAGCUGUGGUUCUGGCUGGAGGUCAACUCCGUGGUCGACUUCUUCACUGUUCCUCCUGUGUUUGUCUCCGUCUACUUAAACAGAAGCUGGCUCGGUUUACGAUUCUUGAGGGCACUGAGAUUGAUACAGUUCUCGGAAAUCUUACAGUUUCUGAAUAUCUUGAAAACAAGCAAUUCCAUCAAGCUGGUUAACCUGUGCUCCAUCUUCAUCAGCACAUGGCUCACAGCUGCAGGAUUCAUACAUUUGGUGGAAAACUCAGGGGAUCCUUGGGAAAACUUCAGAAAUUCCCAGUCACUUUCCUACUGGGAAUGUGUCUACUUGCUGAUGGUGACCAUGUCGACGGUGGGCUACGGGGACGUCUAUGCAAAAACCACCUUGGGGCGCCUGUUCAUGGUCUUCUUCAUCCUUGGUGGUUUGGCCAUGUUUGCCAGCUACGUCCCUGAAAUCAUAGAGUUAAUAGGAAACCGCAAGAAAUAUGGUGGUUCCUAUAGUGCGGUUAAUGGGAGAAAGCACAUUGUGGUCUGUGGUCAUAUUACCCUCGAAAGUGUCUCCAACUUCCUCAAAGACUUCCUACACAAGGACAGGGAUGAUGUUAAUGUUGAAAUAGUUUUUCUCCAUAAUAUUUCCCCUAAUCUUGAGCUGGAAGCCUUGUUCAAACGCCAUUUUACCCAAGUCGAGUUCUACCAGGGAUCUGUUCUCAACCCUCACGAUUUGGCCCGUGUGAAGAUCGAGUCAGCAGAUGCCUGUUUGAUCCUGGCCAAUAAAUACUGCGCAGAUCCUGAUGCAGAGGACGCCUCAAACAUCAUGAGGGUCAUUUCAAUCAAGAACUACCAUCCCAAGAUCAGAAUAAUCACGCAGAUGCUCCAGUAUCACAACAAGGCCCAUCUGCUGAACAUUCCGAGCUGGAACUGGAAGGAGGGUGACGAUGCAAUCUGCCUGGCGGAGCUGAAGGCAGGCUUCAUUGCCCAGAGCUGUCUAGCUCAGGGCCUCUCCACGAUGUUGGCCAACUUGUUCUCCAUGAGGUCCUUCAUUGAGAUUGAGGAGGACACAUGGCAGAAGUAUUACCUUGAAGGAGUGGCUAAUGAGAUGUACACAGAGUAUCUGUCCAGUGCCUUUGUGGGCCUCUCGUUCCCCACUAUCUGUGAGCUGUGUUACGUGAAGCUGAAGCUGUUACUCAUUGCCAUCGAAUACAAGUCCGAGCAAAGAGAAAGCAGCAUCCUCAUCAACCCGGGGAACCACGUCAAGAUGCAGGAGGGAACACUUGGGUUCUUUAUCGCCAGUGACGCCAAAGAAGUGAAGAGAGCUUUCUUCUACUGCAAAGCUUGUCACGAUGACAUCACAGACCCUAAGCGGAUCAAGAAGUGUGGCUGCAAACGACCCAAGAUGUCCGUCUACAAACGAAUGAAACUGGCAUGUUGUUUUGAUUGCGGCCGUUCAGAGCAAGACUGCUCUUGCAUGUCAGGCAGUGUACAUAGUAACAUGGACACCCUUCAGAGGGCCUACCCACUUUCCUCUGUCUCUGUUCAUGAUUGCGCAACCACUUUACGUGCCUCCAAAUAUAAGUAUAAUGGAUAUGUCAGAUCACCAGCAGAUGGCGCUACAACACCAGGGAACAGUGGAAGUCAAAAAGAGGCUGGCGUUCGAUUCAAAGCCGAUUGCAAUUUAGUAAUGGAUGAAGUUAGACCAUCAUUUCAAAACCGCUCAGUUAAAGCCACCGGCUGCACCCCUGCCUCCAUCACCUCAAAUGAAUUCCUCCCCAACACCCUGCACCCCAACCAGGACCCCCUGGUCAGACCGGGCACAAUCAACAUCCCCCUUGUUAAUAACCGUAAAGGAAGCCUGCUCCCCGCGGGGCCAGGGCCUCACCCCUCCAAACUGCGCUUCAGUAUCUCAGGCCCAGGAGACGUGACGGCCAGAUCCCUGGCUGAGAGUCGGCUGAAUCGGGCCCGCAGUCUGCCGGUGAAAUACCGCUACCAUCCCAGUAAUGCCAUGCUGCUCAGUCACAGUAGGCACUUUGAAGACGAGCAUCCGUCGACGCUCUCGCCCAAAAAAAAGCAGCGCAACGGAGGGAUGCGAAACUCGCCCAACUGCUCGCCCAAGAUGAUGAGUCGACACGACCCCCUUCUGAUUCCUGGAAAUGAACAAAUCGAGAACAUGGACAUGAACGUGAAGAGGUAUGAUUCGACAGGGAUGUUUCACUGGUGCCCGUCUAAGGAGAUCGAAAAAGUUAUCCUGACCCGGAGUGAAGCCUCCAUGACGGUGCUGAGCGGCCAUGUAGUGGUCUGUAUAUUUGGGGAUGUCACGUCCGCUUUGGUGGGGCUGCGAAACUUGGUGAUGCCUUUAAGAGCCAGCAACUUCCAUUACCACGAGCUGAAGCCCAUAGUGUUUGUGGGCUCGCUGGAUUACCUGCGCAGAGAGUGGGAAACUUUACACAACUUCCCCAAGGUCUCCAUCUUACCUGGUACACCAUUAAGUCGGGCGGAUUUAAGGGCUGUCAACAUCAACCUCUGCGACAUGUGUGUAAUCCUGUCAGCCAAUCAGAACAAUAUCGAAGACGCCUCACUGCAGGAUAAGGAAUGCAUCUUGGCAUCGCUCAACAUCAAAUCUAUGCAGUUUGAUGACAGCAUCGGGGUCUUACAGGCUAAUUCCCAAGGUUUCACGCCUCCUGGAAUGGACCGGUCAUCUCCAGACAGCAGUCCAGUACAUGGCUUCGUGCGUCAGGCUUCCGUCACCACCGGAUCCAACAUCCCCAUCAUCACAGAACUAGUGAACGACUCAAACGUUCAGUUCCUGGACCAAGAUGAUGAUGAUGACCCAGACACAGAGCUGUACCUCACUCAGCCCUUCGCCUGCGGCACAGCCUUCGCUGUCAGUGUGCUCGACUCCCUGAUGAGCGCUACAUAUUUCAAUGACAACAUUCUCACACUUAUCCGGACGCUGGUCACAGGGGGAGCCACACCAGAGCUGGAGGCUCUCUUGGCUGAGGAGAAUGCUCUUAGAGGCGGCUACAGUACGCCGCAGACGCUGGCCAACAGAGACAGGUGUCGCGUCGCCCAACUAGCCCUGUACGACGGGCCGUUCGCUGACUUGGGGGAUGGUGGUUGCUACGGAGACUUAUUCUGUAAAGCACUGAAGACCUACAACAUGCUGUGUUUCGGAAUCUACAGAUUAAGAGAUGCACAUAUCAGUACACCAAGCCAGUGUACAAAACGAUAUGUGAUCACAAACCCACCAUACGAGUUUGAGCUGGUGCCCACAGACCUGAUCUUCUGCCUCAUGCAGUUCGACCACAAUGCGGGCCAGUCGCGGACAAGCCUCUCCCACUCUUCCCACUCUUCCCAUUCCUCCAGCAAAAAGAGCUCCUCCGUCCACUCCAUCCCAGCGUCCAACCGGCAGAACCGCAGCAGUAAGACCCGGGAGACCCGCGACAAACAGAAUGCAACAAGGAUGAAUAGAAUGGGCCAAGAAAAGAAAUGGUUUACAGAUGAACCAGAAAAUGCCUACCCACGGAACAUUCAGAUCAAGCCCAUGAGCACUCACAUGGCCAACCAAGUCAACCAAUACAAAUCCACCAGUAGUCUGAUUCCACCAAUCAGAGAGGUCGAAGAUGAAUGCUGAACACCAGGUUUCCCUGCUGACUCACCAGACAUCUGUACACUCUUUCCAGAGAGAUGGGACGAGAUCACCAGAGGGGGAGGGAUGAUGAUGAUGAUGAUGAUGAGGAGGAGGAGGAGGAGGAGGAGGAGGAGGAGGAGGAGGAGGAGGAUGAUGAUGAUGAUGAAGACCGACACAUUUCUCUUCACUCAUUCUUCUAAUCAAGGGUUCGGCAGGAACCCCAAACUGGAUGGGACCUCCUAUGUGUAUACCUUUAAUGUUACUUCCAUGCUCUUGGACAUUUGUUUUAUUUAUUAAUGUAUCCAUAGAGAUGUACAUAAUGACAAUCAAAUAAGGAUUGUACAGCCCCUCCCCCCUAGCACUUUUUGGAAUUAUUUUAAGAGUUGACGAAGAAAAAAAAAGAAAAGUACUUCCUGUAAUUCUUUGCAAUAGUUCACCUCUUCCUGUGACCAGACUCCCCGGCUGAGGCGCCUGGUUACUGGAGGAUGAGGGUUGCCGCGAUAAACUGAUCAUAUCAUCUCCCAAAGAUUCGCCCAGAUGUCCAACCAGCUGGGGUCAUCCGCUUCAUACGUCCGGUCUGCUUCUGUUCUAUUUGCACUAAAACUGGGAAGAAAAAAAAAAAAAGUUUCUUUUGACAGAACUGGAACCAUCCAACCCCCAAAAGAAAAUGACUCAGAGGAAAGGAAGGAAGGAAGGGUUGCUUGGCUUCAGAGUUAUACUAACCUCGCUCUUAGGUCGUUAACACACCAUGCCAUUGCUUGAGGUUUGCUUCUUCACUCGUGAGAGCGUUCCAGUCCUGCAGACAACGUCAUCACGCAAAGCAGUUUAGUCUACACACUCGGUGCAGAGCGGUGCAGUGUGGGUGUGUGCUGGCUGAAAGAGAAACUCUGGUACCCACAUGUCUUCUGCUGAUACGUCAGAUCAUAAAGCCUGUGACUGUGUCGAGCUCCUAUCGCAUGAUACGUGCCUGAGCCCCCUUUGUAACAGAUGCAGUGCAGUCGAUCAACCUGAGUACAUGAAGACGACGUGAAACUCCCGGUCCACCAUGGGUUCAGGAGCAUUUAUGUACACGCUGUGUGUGUGUGCGUGUGUGUGUUUGUGUGCGUGUGUGUGUGUGUGCUUGCAUCGCAGCCACUCAUCCUUCUAGUGUUGUACUGAUCAGUGCCGUCGCCCCCCUCCCAUAGACUUUUACGUGAUGGUGCACCUUUGAAGGAACAGCAUGAGGGGUUUUAGCCAUGGUAGAAGAAUCUAGACGGUUUGGAUCCACUAACAAAAACAUCAUGUCACGUCAAAACAAAAUCCCCAACUAUGUUUGAGCUGAGCCGACACGAACAGCAGCCGCGUGCCCACCGUUAACGGUUCGCCGCGAUACCUGCAGCAGAAUUGGGGUCACACAGAAAGAGUGGUGUCCCUUCUGAAUGUUUUUUUUGUCUGUUACGAAAAAAAAAGAAGCUCAUAUCUGAGGAAAAAAAUGCCACAUAUUGCAUAAAAGUGGGCAUCAGUGGGUCCUCCUUUGAUCGGAGCAACUGCCUGGCACGGGGUUGGCACAGAGGCAGUAAAGAGCUUGGAUGUUCUCUGUCGCCAAUCCAGAUGUCACACGCCUCAAAACUCUCAGGAGUUACAAUCUGCAGUGUUCGGCCCUCCAACUUGGGGGAAAUGCUCAAACGUAGUUGGGUCUUUGAAAUGCAACAAUGCCACAGACCGCUAACAAGGACACUGGAGAGACGCCUGUGUCCUUUACUCCAGCCUUUGUGCGAUGAGAGUUUCUUUUUCACAUGUUUAGUCGCUGACGGAUCCAAAACCAGCUGUGAUAGCGAUGGGGGGAUGGAGGUGGGAGAACUUGUGCUCAGAAUACACAAACUUUAUACAAACAUGUAGUUGAAUUUAUACAUUAAAACAUAAUUAUUUUGUAAUCCACAAACAUACUCAAUUUGUACUUAUUUUUCUAGACGAGGAGCAAGUGAGAAGUACUUUACUGUAGAUGAUGGAAAAAAAGACAUAAUUAUCUUUAAUCACAACGACAUAUCACAGGAUUUUCUUUGACUAUAUCACCGUUUCUUUCACAUCGUACUGAAUCAAAGGAUUAUUUUUUUAACGCCCUGCCCCUCUUUAACAAACUAUCACUCCAGAGCAAAUAAAGCUUGAGACUAGAUUGCGGUGUGAAACCACCAUCUUCAGCCUGGCAGCUCGGCUCUUGUUGAGUGCUUGUAGAAACACAUUGAAGCUCUUCUGAAGCUGCUCUCGGUUGCACAGAUGAGCCGUGUCCACUAGAUAAUCUGUCCGCUGCUGAGCUUUCUCUUGCUGUGAACAUGCAGAGGAAAUAGAGAGGUGUACAGGAAUUAUGUAUCGGGGGGUAGAUGUAUUUAGAUGGAGAGCGGAUCAGAGAAGCUAAUGAUAAUGAAAAGAGUCGCUCCCUCUGUGUGGACGCCAGAACUGAACGACCUUCAUUAGAUGUGUUUGACCUAAAUUAGGUCCCUAGUGGGGAGGAAGACUGCGAACACUGCAGUACAUUGAAAAGUAUUUAAAAUAUGACAGGAGCUGUAGUGAUGCUCCUGUCCAGGCUGUAAAGAUAAAGUAAUUAUAAAAAAAAAGAGAGAAAAUAAACCAUUUUGGAAGAUGGAAUAAUAACAUUAUAUUGUGCUAAAUAUGUUAAUGUGUAAAUUCAACCCGUUAUAUAGACCACUUUUCUUUCUCCGACAGAACGAUCUGAGCUUCAAUGUCCGUCUAUUGGCUGUGGUGCAACUAUAAUGAAGCCUCAUGCACAUUGUCCUGAAGUGAACUUUUGAACUGUGAUCACCUCGUCGUCACACCGUAGCAAAUAGUUUUCUUUUCAGAAAAAUACGUGAGUUAAAUGUGUGUAUAAUUGGGUUGUUAAUGGCAUAACUCGCUAUAACCCGAACAAUAAGGAACUAUUCAUAUUUGAUAACGGCAAUGAUUCAUCACACAUAGAAUCGACAAACUGAUUGUCAUGUUGCAAAAGAAACGUGUGUCUUGAAAGGGAGGGAUAUACGGGGGGGGGGGAGACACACGGAAAAAGUCAGGCGGUAAAUUUGAUCCGGUUUGUCCGCCAUCACAGAGAUGGAAGGUAGCACCAAUUCAGCAAAGCUUAUCAACAGAGAGAACAUCCUUAAUUUUCCUGUUUUUAUUACUUUGUGUUAUGACGUGGUUCACAUUCCAUUUUGUCAGCUUUGUCAUUAUUUGUCACAAUCUGUCACGACUGCUUCUCAUUUGUUUACAGAGUAUGUUUUAUUUUGAGGUACUUAAACACAGCAUCGUUCAGACAUAACACAGUACAUGCUGCAAACCGGCAAACUCACAAAGUAAUGCACCGCUGUUUCCACCACACUUGAUUACUGUGCUCUUCUUUUUUCUACCUGAACCCUGGUUUGUGCGACUCAUUGGGGCCGGCAUCGCUCACACUGUUCCUGCAUCUCGUCAUAUGUCUGCGUUCGAUGUUUCAGGUCUCUGCAUUGUAUACCUCUAAAGUUUUUAGAGUGUUCUAUUUUUUUUUUUGAAGUGCCAUGAAGAGUUUAGUAGAGCACGCAUCCUUCAGUCAUUCAGGGGCACAGGCUCGCUCUGCGGGAGCCGAGUCCGCUCGUUGUUCCACUGUGAGAACAUUUAUCUUGUGCUGACAUGGAGAACAUCCAAGCCAUCAAUGCCUCCAUGCCAGUACAGUGCCAGGCAGUGCAGUUAAGUCAAGAGGAGGACCCAUAAUAAGUCCCACUAUAACGAAAAGUGGCAUCCGGGAGUUGAUGGGGGACCUGUUACCUAGUCAUCAAGCCACACGCUUCUCCGCCGUGUGCUUGGUUACAGGUCAUCAGGCCUUUCUAAUACAGAACGGUUAGUUAUGGAUGACUGAAAGAUGCACAUAGAGACCCACGCCUGUAACAUCACAUGUGUUGUUGUCCGCUGAACAAAUCAAAGACUAUAAUGCGUUUUGUUACAGUAUGUUGCAUUAUUUUUGUUAAUCUAUUUUUUGCUGUUAAAGAUGGAUAUAAUAACUUAUUUGCUGGGAAUUGUACUAGAUAUAAUAGAAUAUAUAAUAUUUAUGGGGAUGGGAGGUGGGUCUCAAGUCUUAAUAAUACAUUAAAAUUGCAUUCAGCAAUUUCUUUUUCUUUUUUUUUUAAGGAAAGUUGCAAUUUUUUUGUUAAUUUCUUUGCUGCCUAUCAGUUCAGGAAGAAUUCAGGACAUUGCUCUUGCGUAUCACAGAUAGGAUUUGUUGGCACAUUGUCAUUGCAGCAAACAGGAUUUUGACAUAGCAAUCUACUUAGUUUGGACGUGUUCUAGAUGCGAUGGAAAAACUGGAUUAUUUGAUGGUGCUGAGUUGAUCUACCUGACUCUGUCAAAUAUAAUCUGCUGAUAAAUAUACUGUCUUGUACAAAAAGUUUGUACAUAGAUUGUACAUGGUUUCUUUUUGUAUUUUCUCAAAUUAAAAUGGAUGUAUUUGUGUUCUAAAACGGAAAA